Kickxella alabastrina is the source of this 3500-nucleotide messenger RNA. RefSeq names its product splicing factor 3B subunit 3-like protein. Gene Ontology annotation, molecular function: protein binding; U2 snRNA binding. The coding region runs from base 77 to 3460 and encodes 1127 amino acids. The record is from RefSeq and is a predicted model, not a curated record. The transcript has a single exon. Gene Ontology annotation, cellular component: U2 snRNP; nucleus. Gene Ontology annotation, biological process: mRNA splicing, via spliceosome. Lineage: Eukaryota; Fungi; Kickxellomycota; Kickxellomycetes; Kickxellales; Kickxellaceae.
AAUUUUUUUUGCACACAGCUUUUCAUUCCUAUUCCUAUUCCUAUUUCAAUAAAAAAAUUUAGUAUUCCUCACACAUAUGUUCCUCUACAAUCUCACGCUGCAGCCGGCGUCAUCUGUCAGCACGGCGAUCAUAGGGAACUUCUCCGGCACCAAAACGCAAGAACUCGUGUUGGCACGUCACCAGCACCUGGAGCUCUGGAACAUUGACACAACGACAGGAAAGCUCAGUCUCAAACACCGGCAACCAGCGUUUUCGCACAUCCGCUCGCUCUCCUCCUUCCGAUUGACAGGCAGCUCCAGAGACCACAUAGUGCUUGGAUCCGACGCAGGCUCCGCGGCGCUAAUCGAGUAUAGUGAGCAAACCGGAUUUGUACAAGCACAAUACCACGAGUUUGGACGCACUGGAGUGCGGCGGAUGGUUCCGGGGCAGUAUGUAGCAGCGGACCCGCGCGGGCGAGCAUUUAUGGUGGCGGCAACAGAGCGCGCCAAGAUUGUCUAUGUGGUGACAAGGGACUCUGAGGCUAAAGUGGCCCUGGGCUCGCCACUCGAAGCCAACCGUGCUGAGGCCGUGUGCUUUGACGUAGUCGGCGUGGAUGUUGGGUACGAGAACCCGGUGUUCGCGGCACUGGAAUGCGUGGGCAUGGGGCCCAAGCAGGUCGUGUACUAUGAGCUUGACCUGGGACUGAAUCAUGUUGUCAGAUCGUGGAGUUCCGACGUACACGAAUCGGCCAGUCGACUGGUGGCUCUACCCGGUGGCGGCGACGGGCCGUCUGGCGUGCUGGUGUGCGGCGAAGGAUUUGUCGAGUACAGGGGCUCGGCGGUCGAGAGCUCUCUGAGAGUGGACCUGCCCAGGCGGGCAGGCGAUGAGGGGCGCGGUGCGCUGGUGGUGGCCAGCGCAGUGCACCGGAUGAAAGGUGCGUUUUUCAUUCUGCUGCAGUCCGAGAGCGGUGACCUUUUCAAGGCCACAGUGGACUACGAGGCAGCCACAGCAACGGCGACGCGUCUGGGCAUCGCGUACUUUGACACUAUUGCGCCAGCCUCGUGCCUUUGCAUUCUGCGUGCCGGGUUCCUCUUUGCUGGCAGCGCCGGCGACGGCGGCAGCAGCCUGCGGCUGUUCCAGUUCGAGAAUCUGGGCGUGGACGCGGAGGCAAGCGAGUUUGAGCCGCAGCCGUUGCGCAGUCUGGCGCUGGUCGACGAGGCCGAGAGCCUGUGUCCAAUGGUACGCAGCCAAGUGCUGAACCUGACAGACGAGGAUGCGCCGCAGAUCUACGCGCUAUGCGGGCGCGGCGCGCAGUCUGCGCUGCGGAUUGUGCGCCAUGGGCUGGAGGCCGCCGAGCUGGCCGUGUCCGAGCUGCCGGGCACACCACAGGCCGUCUGGGCCAUUGCGCGCUCGGGCUCUGCCGAUGGGGACCAGCUUAUUGUUGUGAGCUUCCGCGACGCCACGCUGGUGCUGGGCGUGGCCGACGAGGUCACCGAGGUCACCGACUCGGGCUUGCUCACAACCGAACCGACCCUCGCCCUACACCAGUGCGCAGCCGGCGGCACUGUGCAGGCCACACCGCGCGCACUGCGCCGCACCUAUGCGGAUGCACGGGCCGCCGAGUGGCUGCCACCACGAGGCCUGCGCAUCACAGCGGCGGCUCUCAACUCGCGCCAGGCGAUUGUGACCUACGGCGGCGAGCGCGCGGCAGUGUUCCUGCUGGACGCCCAGGACGAGCUGCGCGAGACCGCCGAGCCGCUGGUUGCAGGCAGCGAGAUCGUGUGUGUCGCGCUGCCGCAGGUUGCACACGGCCGGCGGCAGGCGCCCUUUGCAGCUGUGGGCUGUGCCGACCAAACGGUGCGUGUGUUUGCCCUCAAAGAGGGAGGCCCAGAGCCUGUCGCUGUGCAGGCCGUAGCUGACCAUCCGGAGUCUGUGGUGCUGGUGUACACGCCGCUGGGGCUGAUGCUGUUUGUUGGCCUGCGCAACGGGCUGCUGGUGCGCGCAGCCAUCGACGAGAUCACAGGUGAGUUGAGCGAUCCGCGGACGCGGUUUCUUGGCGCCAGGCCCGUGCGCCUGCGUGAGUGUAGCCUUGGAGCUGGUGGGACCGGCGUCGUUGCGCUGUCUUCGCAGCCGUGGCUUUGCCACGCGUAUCAGGCCCGACUGCGCACGGUGCCGCUGUCGUACGAUGCUCUGGACGAUGCCUGCGCCUUCCAGUCGCCGCAGGGUCCUGGGCUGGUGGCCAUUUCGGCCGGGUCGCUGCGCAUCCUGGCCGUCGACCGCCUCGAUGCCGAGUUCAACCACGCGGCUAUCCCGCUGCAACACACGCCGCGCGACUUUGUGCUGAACCCGCAGUCGCGCCAUUUUGCUGUCAUCGAGACAGAUAACAUGGGCGGUGGCAGCUGGGCCUCAGUCCUGCGCGUGCUGAACCCAUUUGACGGCGAGACAACAUGUCUUGUCGAGUUGGACGCCGACGAGGCGGCUGUGAGCAUGGCGCUGGUAUCGUUUGCCAACACGGAUGGUCUUUUCCUGGCUGUCGGCUGCGCCACUGGCAUGACUCUGCGCCCGCGCAGCAGCCGCUCCGCCUGCCUGAGGCUGUUCCGCUGGUCGGACGACGGAACGCAGCUGGUGCUGGAGCACCUGACGCCACUGGACGACAUCCCGCAGGCGCUGCUGCCGUUCAACGGCCAGCUGCUCGUGGCGCUGGGUCGCACGCUUCGGCUGUACGACAUGGGAAAGCGCCAGAUGCUUAAAAAGGCGCAGACGCUGGUCGCGCCCUGUCUGAUCACUGCGCUCCACGCGCACCCGACACGGAAACAGCGCGUGUUUGUGUGCGAUGCGCAAGAGUCAGUGCAGUUGGCUGUGUUCAGCUCCUCUGCGCGCCAGUUCCACGUUGUCGUGGACGACUCUCUGCCGCGCUACGCUACCUCGGUGCAUGUCUUGGAUGAUGGCGCAACUGUUGUUGGUGGAGACAAGUUUGGAAACCUGUUUGUCCUGCGGUGCCCUGAGACUGUUAGCAGUGCACUGGAUGCGGACCCUGAGGGUGGCCAGUUGAUAUACGAGAAGCCGCGGAUGGGCGCGUCAGCCAACCGUUGGGUGUCUGUUGCCGAGUUCCAUGUCGGUGACAUUGUGACUUCAGUGACCACAUGCGCCCUGUCUCCGGGUGGCCGCCAAGUGAUCCUAUAUUCCACUUUGCUGGGCAGUCUAGCUGCGGCCAUUCCGUUUGUGAGCAAGAGCGAUAUAGGCUUUUUCCAGUCUCUGGAGCUGCUCAUGCGCAAACACUAUCCUGUGGUGUCUGGCCGUGACCAUCUCAAGUACCGCUCUUCCUUCCAGCCCGUCCGCUCCGCCAUCGAUGGUGAUCUAUGCGAGCUCUACCACACCCUGAGCAAUGAGGUCAGAGAGUCAAUUUCGGACGCGCUGGACCGCACGCAGCAGGAUAUUUUCAAAAAGCUCGAGGAUAUGCGAACAAUGUUUACAUUUUAACCUUUUUUUGCCUUUUUUAGAGUUGGAAAUAGAGAUAUGG